AUGGCAGGUCAGUCACGCGAGAAAAAAACAUCUCUGCUCGUAUUUGUUGGUGUUGACGAAGUUUUGAUCUUUUUUUUUCAUUGCCGUGCUUCGGUGUCAUUCAGAUUUGAAAUCAAGAUGAACCCGAAUUCGGCCUUUGAAGUAGACCCAUUGGCAAACUAUGAAUAUCAGACCUAUGGCAAUUGUGCUCCACCACCACCAAACAGCAAUCUGGGACCAUACCAAACGGCCAAUGAGCCAUACUACAACUAUCAUAUCAAAACCGAACCAUAUUUAUUUCCUAGGGACUGCGACAAUGGUCACAAUAAUGAAUUAAGCAGUAACAGUACCGAAACUAAAGCCAAUGUAGCAGACAACACAAGUAAUUUUAGUAUAAGCCAACUUAAUGAGUAUCCUAAUGAUGUGAAAGAGAAUACCGCAGAAAAUUUAAAUGUAAACAGUCCACCAGUCGCUAGUAAAAAAAUUAAGAAGGAAUGCAAGAAUGGUCAAAGAAGCAAUUAUAUGUCGGAGAAAAUAGCUGACAGCGAUUUCCCUUUUUAUGGAUGCGCAGUGUGCAACAUUAGUUUCAAGCUAUUAGGCGACUUGGACCGUCAUAUCGCCACCCACAAGGAGAGAAUAACUAGCUAUGGGCUCCGAAUAAAGAAUCAAAUAAAGAGGAAAAAGCUGCGCAAAGAACAGAAGAAGUUGAAAAAGUUAAUGAAAGUAAAGAAGGAGAAACAGGUUAAAAUAGAGAUUGAGAUCAAACCUGAAGAUGGAUACAUAGGGGACACAAAGGUAGAAGACUGUAAACCUGAAGUGGACACAUGCAAUUACUACCAAUAUCCCGUUGCGGAAUCCAAAGAUAAGAGCAUAGCAGAUGUAAACCAGUUCGGUAAAAAAAAUCAGUCUGAAUGCAAAGAAAAUGAGAACAUAGGAAAGUCGAAAGACAAAACUUUACAACCUGGAGAUUACAACCUGGAGAAGAUGUUCAAGUGUUUCGCUUGUCAGAAGCAGUUUACGUUGAGCUAUUACCUGAAAUUGCAUGUCAGGUCUCAUACAGAUGAAAAACCAUACACAUGUGCCGAGUGUGGUCAGUGCUUCAUCACCGCUAGCAAGCUGGGCAGGCACAACAAACGGAUACACCUGGCCAUCAGACACCAGUGCAGGAUCUGUUAUAAGUAUUUCUCCAGGUUUGAAUAUUUGACCAGGCACUUUGAUAAGAAGCAUCCGGAAGAUAAAUUGGAAGGGGAGCCAUAUGAUUACAACGCGAUCCUGCCGUACCUUAAGGAGCUGGAGGGGCAGCUGGCGAAGCCCGAGCCGCCGGCGGAGCCCGAACCCGCGCCAGGGUCCAACCUGUGGGACGACUGGCCCGCGGAGCAGCCGCCGGUGAGCUACGUGGCGGAGCCCUGCCGGGUGGACGGCGAGCCGGUGAUCGUGGCGAAGCCCCUGGACGCCGGCGGAGCGCCCGAGAGCGUGGAGAUCCUCGUGGACGCGCCGAACCCUCAGUUCGAGGUGGAGUUCGAGGUGAAGAAGGAGGAGCUGGAGGAGGAUGGAGCUGAAGGCGCGGACAGCGUUAAGGAAGAAAGCUUCUCCGACGAGGACUACUUCCCGUCGGACACGUGGGCGGCGUCGCCCAAGCCCGCGGAGCCGGAGCCCCCGCCGAGGGCGAAGCGCCCGCGCGCGGAGGCGCCCGUCAGCUGCCACGUGUGCCAGAAGAGCAUGAGCUCGCCGUCCUACCUGCGCGUGCACAUGCGCACGCACACCGGCGAGAGGCCCUUCAAGUGCCACGUCUGCGGGCGAGGGUUCAUCACCUCCAGCAAGAUGCACCGACACGCGCUCACGCACAACGGCAGCUGGGAUGACGCCUCACAAAAAGUCAAGCAAGAGAUUAAGACGGAGACAGAGGGCGAAGAAGUCAAGAAAAGAAAGAAACGCCCCAAAGAGGAGCCUGGAGCCGAGGGUGAGAGUCAGCCGGGCCGCAGACGGAAGAGGCCCCACGCCUGCGACUUCUGCGGCAAGCGGUUCCUGCACCUGGAGACCCUGCAGGUGCACAGGAGGUGCCACGACGGGGAGAGCCCCCCCCUCAAGUGCCGCUUCUGCCUGGCGAGCCUCGGCGAUGCUGCAGCCCUGGAGGAGCACGAGAAGACCCACGACGGACCCAGGCCGUACCUGUGCACGCUCUGCGGCAAGGGCUACAAGAAGCGGGAGACUAUGGUGUACCACCGCAAGCAGCACAGCGCGGAGAAGCAGCACUUGUGCGGCGUGUGCCGCAGGGCGUUCGGCUCCCGGGCCAAGCUGCGCCAGCACGCGGCGGCGCACCGGCCGGGCCGCUACGCGCUGCGCUACGAGUGCCCGGUCUGCGCGCACCUCUUCAACACACAGUACCACGUCAAGAUGCACCUCGCCACGCACCAGAGGGAGGGGCUGAUAGUCGAGGAGAACCGGAGCGAGAUACUAGCGAUGGUGCUGCAGAACGCGAGACGGAUCCCCAAGCACCCUGAGGCGGCGCAACCGGACGAGGCCGAGGCGGAGGGCGCGACAGAUGGCAGGAGCCGCAUGUGCAACAUCUGCGGCCAGGUGUUCCAGCAGUUCCAGCACCUCGAGGAGCACCUGCGCAGCCACGGGGACCGCAUCGCCCUGGAGGAGGAGGACGAGGUCAAGAAGCACGUAUGCCAGGUCUGCAACAAGAGCUUCAAGCUGCACUACUACCUGAAGCUGCACAGCUUUACGCACACCAAGGAGAAGCCGUACAUAUGCCAGCAGUGCGGCAAGGGCUUCAUCACCAGGGGCAAGCUGAAGCGCCACCUUGAGACGCACAGCGGGCUCAAGAAGCACCAGUGCCACAUCUGCCACAAGUUCUUCACGCGGCCCAGCUACCUCAGGAUCCACGUGCGCACGAUCCACGGCACGCAGGACUUCAACUUUCGAUUGGAGAAGUACGCGCCGCGGCUGGGGCAGUGCAGUGCGGAAGUGUCG
Molecule: messenger RNA, 2955 nt
Organism: Iphiclides podalirius (scarce swallowtail)
Lineage: Eukaryota; Metazoa; Arthropoda; Insecta; Lepidoptera; Papilionidae
Source: the annotation of a GenBank genome assembly